AUAAUGCUAAACACGAUUCAUGGGGAAGUUGAGUGCAAGUGUUAUUUAAGUGGAAUGCCUGUUUUAAAAAUGGGAAUUAACGAAAGUUUCAGCAGAGACGAUGAACUCGAGAGAUUGGUAUUUACUAACCUGAAUUUUCAUCAAUCCGUAACUCUGUCACAUAUUCAGGACUCUAUAACAUUUGUACCCCCCGAUGGGACAUUCAAGCUUUUAAGUUAUCAGAUCUCCAACACUGUUCGACUGAAGCCUUUGAUAAUGAUAAGGCCAAAAUUUAAAAUCUUCAGGAAGAACAACAUUUAUAAAUUGCGCAUCAAGGUGGAGAUCAAGACGAGCUUCAAAAAACGCUACUCACUUCGCGAUGUGAACAUGCACAUUCCCUUGAUGAUUCCCUUAAGGAGUCUUAAAGUCAACUUUAAUAAGCCACUGAGGUUUAAAACAAAGUUAGGAUCUGUUGUAUACAAUAUGGAGAAAAAUUGUCUUUCUUGGAUGAUCCCGAAACUCGAGGGCAAUUCCGGGGGUGAGAUGCAAAGCGAAAUGGACCUUUUACAUUUUGAAACGAUAGAAAAACAGCAUAUAUCCAAUGUUCAUCUCCUCAAACAAAAUAAGAAUGAUUUGAUAUAUUAUGAUUUGAACGAGGAACUCAAAGUACUAGACAACUCCAAAUCCCCACAUGCGAAGCAAGUUCCCUCAAUCAAUAUAGAGUUUGAUUUACCUUCAGCUCUUUACAGUGAUCUCAAGGUCACUUACCUUAAGAUUGAAGAGCCUCAAUUCAAAUUCCAGAGUUUUCCGUGGGUCAAGUAUACAGUGUCAUGCCGAAAUGAAGACUAUUCGUUUACGUUGAGUAACGAUUUGUUUGAAAUUGAUCUGACUCCGGAUGAAUUGAACGAGAUAGAAAAUCGCAGUGACAUGCAAAAUAAAAUGACAACAGAAUUGUCCUCCACAAAUGAGGAUGCAUAUACAGACAAAAUUCAAGCAUCAGGCAGUUUCCAAAGUCUACAAUCAAAAGCUCAUGAACCUAUGGUGGACUUUGAGGAGUAUAUGAUUGAAGAAGAUGCUGCUAGCAUCCAUACAAAACUUUCAACUUCACCAGAGGGAACAUGUUUUGAGGUCCCUGAGCAAAAUGAAUUACCGAGGGAUCAUGAUCCAUAGCAAAAACAAAGGGUCUCAUUAAGCCUCCAGAUUGAUCGAUGGAUCCACCAGGUAUUUAGCCCUAGAGUUUGAUGGUACCCGAAUACACACAGUCAGGUGCAUUUGCGCAACAAAUAACCUGAAGCUCUCGAAAGGAGCUUCGAUUAGGAGAGUGGUGUGAAAAACAAUUCUACUUUGUAAAUUGCUUCGACAUAUCCGUUCACCCUUGUCUGACCCCAAGCACCUGCAUGUAACAGAUAUAUAUAAUUAC
Messenger RNA from Ogataea polymorpha, 1399 nucleotides. RefSeq lists its product as uncharacterized. NCBI's taxonomy places the organism in Eukaryota, Fungi, Ascomycota, Pichiomycetes, Pichiales, Pichiaceae. Bases 70 to 1149 code for a protein of 359 amino acids. Gene Ontology annotation, molecular function: clathrin-cargo adaptor activity. The transcript has a single exon. Gene Ontology annotation, biological process: clathrin-dependent endocytosis. The record is from RefSeq and is a predicted model, not a curated record. Gene Ontology annotation, cellular component: cytoplasmic vesicle; AP-2 adaptor complex.